Molecule: messenger RNA, 1113 nt
Organism: Symbiodinium necroappetens
Lineage: Eukaryota; Dinophyceae; Suessiales; Symbiodiniaceae
Source: the annotation of a GenBank genome assembly
AUGACGAGCGAGCCGGCCGACGGCGCCACGGUCGCCAGCGUCGAGAGCGCUGUGCUGCGCUUCGACGAGCCGGUGCGGCUGACCGCGGUCACGCUCAGCAACGGCGCCGGCGAGGAGAUCGCCUUGCCGCGCUCGCGCAGCCUGGAGCCGGCCGCGCAGGUCUCGCUGCCACUGCCGGAGCUGCGCCCCGGCGACUACCGCCUGGACUGGCGGGCGCUGUCAGCCGACGGGCAUCCGGUCAGCGGCGGCUUCGACUUCACCCUUGAGCUGCUUCGGGCGGGCCUCAGUCUGCUCGCCAGCCUCGGCAUUCUCGGCGGCGGCGGCGCCCUGCUGUUCGCCGUCCUCCUGCCGCGGGCGCCGGAGCCCGCCUUGCGGCUGGCGCGGCAUCUCGCCUUCGCGGGCUCCGGGCUUGCCCUGCUGGCCCUGCCGCUGCGCUUGGGGCUGGACGUGGUCUUCCUGGGCGGCGGCUGGACGGCCGGCCUCGACCCGGCGCUCUGGGAGGUCGUGCUGACGAGCCCCGCCGGGCAGGCGGCGCAGGUCCAGGCCGGCGGACUGCUGCUGCUGCUCGCCGGCACCGCGGUGCCGCCCCUGCGGCGCCUGGUCGGCCUGCCCGGCCUGCUGGCCGCCCUCGCCGGCUUCGCGCUGCUCGGCCACACCGCCGACCUGCAGCCGACCUGGCUCGCACAGGCACUGCUGCUGGUCCACCUGGCCGGGCUCGCCUUCUGGCUCGGCAGCCUCUGGCCGCUGCUGCGCUGCACCGAGGCGCCGCCGGACCAGGCGGCCGCGGCGAUGGAGCGCUUUUCGCGCCAGGCCACCUGGGCGGUGCCGCUGCUGCUGGCCGCCGGCCUGGCCCUGGUGGUCUGGCUGGUCGGCCGGCCCGAGGCGCUGGUCGACACGCUCUACGGCCGACUGCUGCUGGCCAAGCUCGCCGGCGUCGCCGUGCUGCUCGCGCUGGCCAGCGCCAACAAGCUGCGCUUCGUCCCCCGCCUGUGCCGGGGCGACCCCGCCGCCGCCGGCCGCCUCGCCACGGCGAUCCGCCUGGAGCUGCUGCUGGCCGUCGGCGUGCUGGCCGCAACGGCGCUGCUGACCAGCCUCGCCGGCCCCCCGACGUGA